UCUUUAUUUUCAAGUGACUUGGAUAUUAGAAGCAUGGGCUUGUUGGGCGACGUGGUCAACCAAGUGGUCAACUCCGUACCAAUAGUUGGCCACAUCAAGGGAAUGGUCCACUAUGCGUGCGGUGACACGGAAAGAGGUGACGCAGCCGUUCGGUCAGCCACACGCACUACAGUCGUCUUGGGAGCAGGAGUCGCCGGUGCGUUGGCAGGUCCUGCCGGAGCUGUAGCCGCAGCAACCGCUGCUGGCGCUGCUGCCGAUCUUACCUUUUACGCCAAUGGAGAGCCACAGUUGCACGGUAUCGCCCGGGUAAUCAAGACUCCCAGAAAAUCCCUUUCUUGGCUUGCGGCAGGCAUCAACGUGUUGGGCGAUGGAUGCCUUGGCGUCAGCCUUGGUGUCAGCGCUGGGCUCGGCGUGAUUGGGCUCAACGGAAGCGUAUUGGAAGAGCAAUUGACUAAUGUUGCCAUGAACGGCGCAUUUUUGGCGUGGACCACUUUCAAUUCCGCCGGAACAGAAAAUCGAAAUGCCAAAAGGAAACGUGCAGCAACAGAGACGCCCGGGACCUCGGAUGAUUCGACUGGAAGGCCAAAGCGGCCAAAAACUAAUGACAACAAGCAGGAAAUGAUUGUAGGUAGGGACGCAAACACACAUCAAGCCAUCAGCGGAUCAUCAGGAGUUACAGACAUCCGGAUGGAGGCCGUUUUUCAAGAGUCUCGUAUACAGCAAAGUUACUCCAUAGUAACGAACGCCUUGGCCUCAACUGAACGAGCUCCAACAGUUCACAGUUCGACAACUCUUGAGAAAAAAACAUGGAAUUUUAGUGGGAAACACAGCGCAGAAGCUGUGGUUGAAAUUCAACGCCUUCAAGGUUUCUCUAAUUCGCAUGGCGGACUGAGUAACAACGACCCUAAUUUUAGUAGGAAUUCCGUUGGUCUACGUUGCGAUGAGGACGAAGAAGAGGAUGAGGAUGAAGAUAUUUUGUCAACCAACUUAAGCUUAAGCACUAGUAAAAAUGGUAACUGCAGUAGUUCUAAGCAUACAGUGAAGACAAAAAGGCCGAAUGAAAACAUGCGUGCAAACAGCAUGAGUUCUAAGCGUAAUCAUAAAGAACGUUACAGCUGUCAAGUCUGCCGUAAAAUGUUCCCGACACCUAGCAAUUUAGCUGCCCAUUUUAGGAUCCAUUCGGGAACGAAACCUUUUAAAUGUGACCUCUGUUCCCGGUCAUUUCGCCAGAAAAUUCAUUUACAGAGUCAUAUGCGUAGCAUUCACAAGAUCAUAGUUGACAAGUGAUUCAGUUAAAUUUUGUUAAUACUGACGAUCAAUUAAUUGAUCUACCUAAAAAUACUUGUUUCCAAAAACGUUCAUACAUUGAUCCUCUUUAACAUUUCACCAUAUGUUCCUGGAAACUUGCACUCGUGUUAACUGGUGAAAAUAAUACAGAUGUAUUUUGUAAUUGUGUGAAUUUUUAAAGCUCAAGAAAAUCACCGGGUAUAGACCGGAAGCAAAGUGGACAGCUUCAGUUUUGGUAUCCCAUUCCCCGUAACUCAAUUUUCAUAUCGAAGUUCAAGUUCAACACAAUCUGAUAUUUACUUUGAAUCACACAAAAUUUAUUUGUACAACUCCGAACGGAAUAAAUGGUUUGCAGAAUUGUAUGAAUAAAAUAAAAAAUUUAAAUCAUCGGUCAUCGAAUACGACGGAUGUUAUUUUGGCGAUUUGGCAACCAUCGCGUCUUACCUGCAAUUGGUUGAAAUGUGCUUCUUCGCCUACACCUGCUAAGCUUUUUCUUUGGGUGUUGGCUUUGGCAGUUUGUUGUUUGGUUUACCUGGUUUACCUGUUGGGCAACUUGCAGUUGUCACUAUGAAUUUUUAAAGUAACGUUUUACUUUUUAUUUCGUUUUCGAACUUCUCUGGUUAAAGGUAAGUCAUUUAAUCUCAUUGAAUUCAACGCCAUCGUUUUAAUUCAUAAUUAUUUUUUUUCAAACAGUGAUAGCUGCAAUGAAU
Daphnia pulex (common water flea) is the source of this 1997-nucleotide messenger RNA. Its product is annotated as myoneurin-like. NCBI's taxonomy places the organism in Eukaryota, Metazoa, Arthropoda, Branchiopoda, Diplostraca, Daphniidae. The transcript has 3 exons. The record is from RefSeq and is a predicted model, not a curated record. The coding region runs from base 34 to 1287 and encodes 417 amino acids.